AUGUACCUUCUCUUCCUUUUUCUCAAGGUCCUCCUCGGCAACGUCGGUGCUCAGCUAUACACACCCACAGGCAGCGACGGGAAUGGGGACAUCACCCAACCAGGCCCGUGCCCCGGCUACUUACCACCCUUUCCUGGCUUCGAAUUUCCGCAUCUGAUGAUACCAAUCUCAACCAAGGCUCCUAACACUGCGUUCCCCAACACUGACACCCCGUACAUCACGGCUGGGGACAUUGAAAUGAUCUUCAACUUUGACAUUCCCGUUUCUCGCAAGGGCCAGACCUGCAACAUGGAAUUCCUCUUUCCGAAUCAGACCGAAUUGAGUAGUACAGCUUCGUUUCAACCCGCCGGCGUCAAUGGGUCCUUCGUUUUCUCUCUGUCGGUGCUUGGUGGAGGAGCAGUGGAGGGCAAUACCACUUACAAUAAUCAACCUCUUCAAUCCAACCCGCACGGGCUCCCAAAGACCCUCAACAUGGAGCCAGGACAUGCAUAUGCCAUUGGCAGCACCAUUUGCGUGCCGGGCAGGAUCAGCAUCACCAUGAGCAGCACUGACAGCAGUUUGACGUGGUUUCAAGACUGGAACCAGUGUGCAAUUGGGCUCUUCAUCACCUACUCGCCAUGA
Molecule: messenger RNA, 621 nt
Organism: Fonsecaea multimorphosa CBS 102226
Lineage: Eukaryota; Fungi; Ascomycota; Eurotiomycetes; Chaetothyriales; Herpotrichiellaceae
Exons: 1
Coding region: 1-621 (206 amino acids)
Source: RefSeq, a predicted model, not a curated record